GACGAGGGUGUCAACACCGCUGUUGCUCAACAAACGCCAGUGCCUACUGAUCAGUGCAGAACUGCCUCCGAGCCGACCUCGAAACCGACGGAUGACUGUAAGACUGCUUGCUCGCCUUCCUCGAAACCGACAGAGACGCCUAAGGAAGAACAACCGCCGUCUAUGGGGACGCCUCACCAUACCUCCGAAAAGACUACCGACAUUGAUAAAGAUCAGAUUAAAAAAGUGACCCAGUCCGGUGAACAGAAUAUACGAGCCAAAUCUCCUCAGCCAAGCGAUGGGCCUUCGCUGCCGAUGGAUUGGACGACAUUAACCGGUCUGCUGUGGCUUCAGUCCACUGCUGAAGUCGAGUGUCCUAUUAAAGCGCUAUACGAUUCUCCACAUCGCUAUAGAUUCGUUGUCCCUAUGGUCGUACUAGCUGACAUUAAAGGCAAAAUAUACAGGCUCACUACACAUUACACGGUUACGAUAACCAGUUGUUCAACCGGUCAAGGAACGUUCACAGAGUCCAGCCCAAUAGACGUCGAGAAGAAGAAGGGACAUAAACAGUGA
Messenger RNA from Ostertagia ostertagi, 552 nucleotides. NCBI's taxonomy places the organism in Eukaryota, Metazoa, Nematoda, Chromadorea, Rhabditida, Trichostrongylidae. The record is from the annotation of a GenBank genome assembly.